Messenger RNA from Anneissia japonica, 1869 nucleotides. Its product is annotated as 60 kDa heat shock protein, mitochondrial-like. Gene Ontology annotation, molecular function: ATP-dependent protein folding chaperone; ATP binding; protein-folding chaperone binding. Gene Ontology annotation, cellular component: mitochondrial inner membrane; mitochondrial matrix. NCBI's taxonomy places the organism in Eukaryota, Metazoa, Echinodermata, Crinoidea, Comatulida, Comatulidae. Bases 16 to 1869 code for a protein of 617 amino acids. The transcript has 11 exons. Gene Ontology annotation, biological process: apoptotic mitochondrial changes; mitochondrial unfolded protein response; protein refolding. The record is from RefSeq and is a predicted model, not a curated record.
UGUUGCAAGUUGCACAUGUUCUUGCGUGUACUCGCUAGCCUCGUAUUCGCAGCUCAGUUGAACAGUAUCAGUUGGUUUCCAGGUCUUCGUUACACAACUGUUUCCUCUUUUUUUCUGCUAAAUUUAAACAUUGCAAUACUUCUAACCAAGAUGCACCGUAUGAACAGUGUUUUGCCAUUGGCUGCCCGUCAGCUCACAUCCAAGAACUUGACACCGGCUUUAUCCCGCGGUUAUGCUAAAGACAUCAAAUUUGGACCCGAAGCCAGGGCGGCGAUGUUGCAAGGUGUUGAUCUUCUUACAGAUGCAGUUGCAGUAACAAUGGGACCAAAGGGCCGAAACGUCAUCAUUGAACAAAGCUGGGGUGCACCAAAGAUCACCAAAGAUGGUGUAACCGUUGCAAAAUCAAUAGACCUGAAAGAUAAGCUGCAAAACACAGGUGCACGCCUUGUUCAAGAUGUUGCCAAUAGCACAAAUGAAGAAGCAGGAGAUGGUACCACGACAGCUACAGUACUUGCACGUGCAAUUGCCAAAGAAGGCUUCGAGAAAAUCAGCAGAGGAGCAAAUCCUGUUGAGAUCCGUCGCGGAGUCAUGCUCGCUGUCGACGCAAUUGUAAGUGCUUUGAAGAAAGUGUCAAAGCCAGUAACUACACCAGAAGAAAUUGCCCAGGUUGCAACAAUAUCAGCCAAUGGGGACAAAGAGAUUGGUGACCUGAUUUCAAAGGCCAUGAAGGCUGUAGGUCGUGAUGGUGUAUUGACGGUAAAAGAUGGCAAAACAUUGGAAGAUGAACUUGAAAUUAUAGAGGGAAUGAAGUUUGACAGAGGAUACAUUUCGCCAUAUUUCAUAAACACAAGCAAAGGACAAAAAGUUGAAUAUCAAGACGCCCUGCUGUUGUUAUCGGAGAAGAAAAUCUCCGGUAUUCAACAGAUUGUGCCAGCCCUAGAACUGGCCAAUCAGCAUCGAAAACCACUAAUUAUUGUCAGUGAGGAUGUUGAUGGAGAGGCACUGAGCACACUAGUCUUGAACAGGUUAAAGGUUGGUCUUCAGGUGUGUGCUGUCAAGGCACCAGGCUUUGGGGACAACAGGAAGAACCAACUGCAAGAUAUGGCCAUUGCCACUGGAGGAAUGGUGUUUGGUGAUGAAGCUGUAGAUACUAAGCUGGAGGAAAUACAAUUACAAGAUUUUGGAACAGUUGGUGAAAUUGCCAUCACCAAAGAUGAUACCUUGAUAUUGAAGGGAGGUGGAGAUAAAGCAGCUAUUGAAAACAGGAUUGAGGUGAUCAGAGAGCAAAUUGGAGAAACCAACUCUGAAUAUGAAAAGGAGAAGUUAAGUGAAAGACUUGCCAAGCUUUCUGAUGGGGUUGCUGUAUUGAAGGUUGGAGGAUCAAGUGAACUUGAGGUAAAUGAAAAAAAAGACCGCGUGAAUGAUGCCCUUUGCGCCACCAGAGCUGCCGUAGAGGAAGGCAUUGUACCCGGCGGUGGUACUGCCCUCUUGAGGUGUUUGAAGGUGCUAGACACAUUAGAAAUUGCUAAUAAUGAUCAGAAAACAGGUGUGGACAUUGUCCGUCGGGCUUUAAGAAUUCCUUGUCAAACAAUUGCACAGAACGCUGGUGUUGAGGGACAACUUGUGGUAGAGAAGAUACUUAAUUCACCUGAUGAAAUUGGAUAUGAUGCACUGAAUGAUGAAUAUGUCGGCAUGGUCCAAUCAGGAAUCAUUGAUCCCACAAAGGUUGUUAGAACAGCUCUUGUUGACGCUGCCAGUGUAGCAUCCCUCCUAUCAACGGCAGAGGCUGUAGUGACGGAGAUACCCAAAGAAGAGAAGGACAUGCCCCCUAUGGGAGGCAUGGGUGGAAUGGGUGGUAUACCUCAAUAA